Molecule: messenger RNA, 1056 nt
Organism: Chaetomium fimeti
Lineage: Eukaryota; Fungi; Ascomycota; Sordariomycetes; Sordariales; Chaetomiaceae
Product: ASXH domain-containing protein
Exons: 2
Coding region: 1-1056 (351 amino acids)
Source: RefSeq, a predicted model, not a curated record
AUGUCGGCUGGGGUUCCUAGCAGCCCGCUCUCUUCGCCCCCAGCGAGUGUUGUCAACAUCCGCCUCGGCAGCCCGGUUGAGGAUGAGAAAAUGUCACCCAUCCCAAGUGGUCCUCAGGAACCAACGGCCGAAACAGUGAUAAUUGAAAAGCCGCCGACGGCCAGCCCGGAGAGGAAAGUUGAAGGAGAGAAGGAGAAGAAGUCGACCGCGCACGACUCGGAUGAGAGUGGUCAGUCCAGCGCUCCGAAGCGCAAGGCCAGUAUUUCCCACAAUCCAGGUUCGACGAAGAAGCCCCGCCAAGUCGCACCCACGCCCCGCAAAUCCGCCCAGGACAAGAAAUGGGAAGCACCGUUCGUGUACACCGACUCGAAAUCUCCGCUGGCAAACGCCGACCUGAGAGCCAUUCUGUUGCACCCACUCGCCUGGGACAUCCUCACUCCCGAGGAGAAACAGGACGUGUUGGCCAAGUUCCCAGACGGGACCCAUCUCCUGAAUGCGGGCACCCAAGAUGCUCGCCCGAACCCGGUCUCGCUGCGCAAUGAUGACAAUUUUCGGUAUGACUGCGCUCGAUAUUGCGAGAAUAUUCAGCUUGGCCGGCACGACGAAGAGUGGCUGAGCCAGGCUUGGGUUGCCCACGAGAAGCACCAGCGGGGCGAUUACGACCAGUUUCUUCGGGAGCGCUUUGAGGAAGACUGGGAGACCAAGCUGCCGGCCGAAAACAAACCCGAAGAUUCCGAGUCGGGCAAAGGCUUGAAGCAUGGCGAGAGAGAGCCAAGUGAGGGAUCCCCCCUCGAUACCGAAGGAACUGCAGCGCCUAAGCUAGCGGGGCGGUCGACUCGAUCACCCCAGUCCAUCCCUAAAAACGGCUCCCCUCGAAGCAAGGGAGACGGCGAAGGCCAUGGUAUGGAUGCGAAAGGUAUCCAAACUGAGGCUGCAAACGGCAGCCCGACAGUACCCCGAACCAUCGACCCAUCGGCAAUACGCCCAAGUGACCUGUCCGCGGCUUCGCAGGAGCAAGAAACCGACACGUCCACUAUUGUCGCUCGGUCCGAUUAG